Messenger RNA from Brettanomyces nanus, 1704 nucleotides. RefSeq lists its product as uncharacterized. Gene Ontology annotation, cellular component: nucleus; FACT complex. The transcript has a single exon. Gene Ontology annotation, molecular function: DNA binding; histone binding; nucleosome binding. The record is from RefSeq and is a predicted model, not a curated record. Lineage: Eukaryota; Fungi; Ascomycota; Pichiomycetes; Pichiales; Pichiaceae. Bases 1 to 1704 code for a protein of 567 amino acids.
AUGUCAACCGAAUAUGAAAGAAUUUACUUGAACCAGUCGAAGAUGCCAGGCCGUAUGAGAAUUGCGGAAUCAGGUUUGGGUUGGAAAGCACAGAGUGUUCCUGGAGCCACUACCAAGACGUCUCCGUUCUUAAUGCCCAGCGAAGAGAUCUCCUCGGCGGUUUGGUCACGUGGUUGCAGAGGAAACGAAUUGCGUAUUGACACCAAAAAUAGGGGAGUGGUGAUGCUGGAUGGUUUUGGCAAGGAGGAUUUCAGCAGUUUGAAGAACGAAUUGGAGAAAUACUUUGACAUGCAAUUGGAAGCACGUGAACACAGUUUGAGAGGCUGGAACUGGGGGAAAACCCAGCUUGCCCGAAAUGAAUUGAUCUUCAAUGUAAGUAACAAACCUGCCUUUGAAAUUCCUUACUCUUUUGUUGGUAAUACAAACAUGACGGGUAAGAAUGAAGUGUCUGUUGAAAUGGAUCUGUCUUCCAAUAAUAAGAUCGAAAGAGGUGGAGACGAGCUGGUGGAAAUUAAGUUUUUCUUACCAGGAAGUAUGAAGCAAGAAGAGGAAGAGGUGUUAAAAAAGAAAGAAGAGGAAAGGGAGAAGGUCGAAGGAGAGGGUAAGGAGGCCACGGGAGAUAAGAUCGAACAGCUCAAGACCAAGGCUCUUUUCUUUUACGACGAGUUGAAGGAAAAGGCCGAUCUUGGACAAGUUGCUGGUGAAAUGAUUGUUUCUUUCGGUGAAAUACUGUUCUUGACUCCUCGUGGAAGGUAUGAUAUUGACAUGUACGAUUCGUUCCUGAGGUUGAGAGGAAAGACAUACGAUUAUAAAAUUCGUUAUGCACAAAUCCAACGGAUCUUUUCAUUGCCUAAGAUUGAUGGACUACAUCAACUUAUGAUUUUGCAGGUUGAUCCUCCGCUAAGGCAGGGACAGACAAAGUAUUCAUUUCUUAUUUUGCAGUUUGAUACACAGGAAGAGAUCGAGGUGGAAUUGAACCUUGAUGAUGAAGAAUACGAAAAAAAAUGGAAGUCUCGUUUGAACAAGACCUAUAAUAACUAUACAUAUCUGGUUCUUUCCAACAUAUUUAAAGGAUUUACUGAACGAAGGGUUGUUCAGCCGGGAUCUUUCUUAUCAAAGGAGUCCGAGGUUGCAAUUAGUUGUUCUGUGAAGGCUAAUGAGGGUCAUUUGUAUCCUUUAGAGAAGUGUCUGCUGUUUGUUACGAAACCAACCAUCUUGAUUCCUUAUUCAGAGGUGAGCGAGAUUGUUUUCUCUCGAGUCGACUCUACUGGAACACAGAGAACGUUUGAUAUGAAUGUGAAUCUCAAGUUCGGUGGAAGUUCUCAUUCAUUUGGUAACAUCGAUAGAGGUGAGCAGCCAUUACUAGAGAAUUUCUUCCAGUCUAAGAAUAUUCAAGUUAAGAAUGAUGAGAAGAUUGCUCAGGAUAUGAUGGCAGCAGCUCUGAUGGAUUCUGAUGGCGAUGAGGAUAUGGAUAUGGGUUCUGCUGAUGAGGAAUCACCCGACGAGGACUUCAAGCCUGGUGAGGAUGAUGCGGAUGUUGACGAUGCAGAUGUUGAUGAUGCGGACAUUGAUGAUGCGGACAUUGAUGAUGCAGAUGUUGAUGAUGCGGACAUUGAUGAUGCAGAUGUUGAUGAUGCGGAUGUUGAUGAUGGAGAUGCUAAAGAUGAUGAUGGUCAGCCUGAGAUUAAGAAGCAGAAAAACUAA